This is a messenger RNA of Entrophospora sp. SA101, 588 nucleotides long. The record is from the annotation of a GenBank genome assembly. Lineage: Eukaryota; Fungi; Glomeromycota; Glomeromycetes; Entrophosporales; Entrophosporaceae.
AUGGCAUGUGACGUGGUUGAAUUAUUAAAUAAGAUUGAAUGGACUAGUGAUGUUAAUUUGGUUGGUGUUUCCAUGGGUGGUAUGAUUUCUCAGGAAUUAGUAUUACUCAAACCUCAUUACUUCAAAUCUUUAUGUCUUACAUCAAGUACUCCAGGAUUAACAAUACCACCGAUCAAUGGUAUGCUUAUGUUUAUGAAAUUAAUGGCGAUAAAAAAUCCUAUUGCUAAAUCUCAACUAGCCGUUGAUGUAUUGUUUCCCGAGAAUUGGUUGAAAUCUCCACCAUCGAUCGAAUCAUCUCAUAAUACAAAUAGAGAUCAUGUGAUUGAAUCACUUAUUCGACGUAUUAAUAACACUAGAAUUCAACCUGUUAGAGGUGCAAUUGGGCAAAUUUCAGCAUGUUUAAGACAUUAUGUUUCUUCUGAACGUCUUCAAAUCAUUCGAGAUAAAAUUCCACAAAUUUUAGUGGUGACUGGAAGUUGGGAUAAUCUUGUUAGACCGUCAAAUAGUUUCUAUCUGGCUGAACAACUAAAUGCAGAUUUUGAAUAUUUUGAAGGUAAUUCAAUUAAUCAAUUUAUUAAUAAUAUAUAA